Molecule: messenger RNA, 3182 nt
Organism: Cervus elaphus (red deer)
Lineage: Eukaryota; Metazoa; Chordata; Mammalia; Artiodactyla; Cervidae
Gene: TIGD2
Product: tigger transposable element derived 2
Exons: 2
Coding region: 1262-2839 (525 amino acids)
Cellular component (GO): nucleus
Molecular function (GO): DNA binding
Source: RefSeq, a predicted model, not a curated record
GCGCGCGCGUGCCCCCUAAUCCCCCGCCUUCCGGCUCCGGCGGCGACGCUCGCUGCUUGCCGCCGCCGCGCCGCCGGUGUCAGCCUCCCUCGGGAGACUCCAUUUGCUCUCAGCUCGGUCUGGUCGCCGCGAAGUCAGGAGAGAGCGAUGCCCCCGGCCCGCGGACUGGUGUCCCCCGGGCCAAGCGCCCGCUCCCUCGCUGGCUGGCUUCGGUGGUGACAUCCUGGUUGCUGGCGUCCACGGAGGAAUCCGGGCUCCCUCUCCGUGAGCAAAGACGUCCCGCGUUUCUGCGGGGAAAGGCCCUCGCUAACACGGCUGCUCUCUGACCUCUUAAUUUCAGGAGGUUUUCGGAGGCUUGGAGUGCCUAUACAGCCCCCGACAAGAACUGCUUCUGUUGGCCCAUCGAGGAUCAUCUUUCACCAGGAUUAUUGUAACAUCUUCACUGAGCCUUCCACCCCAUACCAUGAGUCCUGAUUUGUGCCAAUGAAGUUUUUUUUUGGUUUUUUUUUUAUGCUUUCUUUAAUCAUGUGACACUACUUCUGGUCAGCCUUUUCCCUUUUCAGUUGCCAAACACAUUAGGUAGAAGUUUGUGUUUUAAAGUACAAAGUUUCUUGCUUCUCCACUCUCACCCGUGUUUGCACUGCUCACUUCUGUUCAACUUGCCUUCUGCUUGCCUAUGAUUUCCAUAAUCACUCUCUUGCGUAACCUGUAGCAGUCCUUGCCUGGGGAGGCAGCAUUCCAUACAGUGCCCUGCCUGACAAGGACAGCAGUCAGGGGGUGAGUUUUCCCAUUAUAAUUUCCUAUUAAGUUUGCAAGUCCUGUCUGAAAAACUUUGUUCCCCAGCACGUUUCUCCAAAUACAUCCACCAGUGUCUUAGUUCCUUUAACAUAGAGCCUCGCCCAUAGGAUGGCAAAAACAAUUAAGUACACAGUAGGACUGUUUUAGAGACCUUGCUAAUACAGUAGGGAUUGUCAUCACCAUUGAGAUCACAGUUCAUGAAAAGAUCUUAAAUUUGGGAGAAGCGAGAUAGAAGAUAGGAUUAAUUGGAGCUAGUCUUUGUUGUUUUAAGUUUGUAAAUUUUAAAAGAGCCAAGUGAAAAGAGUCACAUAGGCUUGGCCUGAAAAUUGGCCAACGCACUGUCCAUCUAGAUCCUAGUGGGGCAGGAAAGGGAUCUUAAAACACCAUUUUUUAAAUCUCAUUGUGUCCAAAUCUAACUUGUUAAAGAUCUUGUUGUAGUAAUCCUUUUAAAAUAUUAGAUACAAUGUUGGGGAAACGAAAGCGUGUGGUGUUGACAAUUAAGGACAAGCUUGACAUUAUUAAGAAACUGGAGGAGGGCAUCUCUUUCAAAAAACUUUCUGUGGUAUAUGGAAUUGGUGAAUCCACAGUUCGUGAUAUUAAAAAGAACAAAGAAAGGAUAAUAAACUAUGCCAACAGUUCAGAUCCUACAAGUGGGGUAUCCAAACGUAAAUCUAUGAAGUCGUCCACAUAUGAAGAACUUGACAGAGUUAUGAUAGAGUGGUUCAACCAACAGAAAACAGAUGGAAUUCCAGUGUCGGGAACGAUUUGUGCAAAACAAGCCAAAUUUUUUUUUGAUGCUCUGGGGAUGGAAGGUGAUUUUAAUGCAUCCUCUGGCUGGCUGACUAGAUUCAAGCAGCGCCAUGGUAUUCCAAAGGCUGCUGGUAAAGGAACAAAAUUAAAAGGAGAUGAAACUGCUGCCAGUGAGUUUUGUGGUAACUUUCAGGAAUUCGUUGAGAGAGAGAGUCUACAACCAGAACAAAUUUAUGGUGCUGAUCAAACUGGAUUGUUCUGGAAAUGCUUACCAUCAAGGACAUUAGCUCUUGAAACUGAGCAGAGUUCUUCUGGUUAUCGAUCAAGCAGAGAGAGAAUCAUUAUUAUGUGUUGUGCAAAUGCCACUGGUUUACACAAACUUAAUCUUUGUGUUGUGGGAAAAGCGAAAAAACCUCGUGCAUUCAAAGGAGCUGACCUUUCAAACCUUCCUGUUACUUAUUUCAGUCAAAAAAGUGCGUGGAUAGAACAUUCUGUUUUCAGACAGUGGUUUGAAAAAUAUUUUGUGCCACAGGUACAGAAGCAUUUGAAAUCCAAGGGGCUUCUAGAAAAAGCAGUGCUCCUUUUGGACUUUCCUCCAGCGCAUCCAAGUGAAGAAUUGUUGAGUUCAGAUGACGGCAGAAUAAUUGUGAAAUAUUUACCACCAAAUGUCACAAGUCUCAUUCAACCUAUGAGCCAAGGAGUUCUAGCCACAGUAAAAAGACACUACCGAGCAGGACUUCUCCAGAAAUACAUGGAUGAAGGAAUUGACCCUAGAAUGUUCUGGAAGAAUUUGACAGUGUUAGAUGCAAUUUAUGAAGUGUCAAGAGCUUGGAACAUGGUAAAGUCAAGUACCAUAACCAAAGCGUGGAAAAAACUUUUCCCUGGCACUGAAGAGAAUUCAGGCAUGAACAUUGAUGAAGGAGCCAUUUUAGCAGCUAACUUAGCAACAGUUUUACAGAACACAGAAGACUGUGAACAUGUUGACCUUGAAAAUAUUGAUCAGUGGUUUGACUCUCGGAGUAACGAUUCAAGCUGUCAGGUCCUAACUGACAGUGAAUGUGUGGAGGACCAGGCCAGGCCUGCCGAGACCAAGCCUUCCAGUAAGACUAGAAAAACAGAAUUGAAUCCAGAGAAGCAUAUUAGCCAUAAAGCUGCACUUGAAUGGACCGAAAAUUUACUGGAUUAUCUAGAACAACAAGAUGACAUGCUUCUGUCUGAUAAACUCGUAUUGCGAAGGCUUCGAACCAUAAUAAGAAGAAAACAGAAGAUCCAGAAUAACAAAAGUCAUUAAUAAUGCUCUUAAGAGUUUCAGUCUAUUUGCAUCUUUGUGACUUUAUCUGCAGUGGAACUUUAUUUCUUUUUUGAAGUGCUGUGGAUUUCAAAGCCAAAUGCAUUUUAUAAAUGACUUUAAAAUUAGAUGCCAUUUUGGAUUACGUAAAUUACUGCACUUGAAUGUCGAUUCUAGGAAGUUGACAUGUACCUUGUCUGUCUACUGUUCCUAAUCUGUAUUGUACUAAUUUAGAUCAUAAGGUACCUGAGGCCAGGGCGCCUGUGUCUGUUUUGUGCCUGAAUGUCAUUGUCUAAUAGAGGACCAUGCACACUAUAGGCAAUCAAUAAAUCUUUCUUAAAUUGAA